Molecule: messenger RNA, 414 nt
Organism: Striga asiatica
Lineage: Eukaryota; Viridiplantae; Streptophyta; Magnoliopsida; Lamiales; Orobanchaceae
Source: the annotation of a GenBank genome assembly
AUGGUGAAAUCAGGCCAAGAACGAGAAAUCUUGUCAAAGGACAAUCGUCUCAAUGGUAGUGAAGCAAGAACGAAAAAUCAUCUACUUCUUCUAUCACCCCUCCUUUUAAGGACGGGGAGGAGAACCUGUGCUGGAGAUAGGGAGAAUAAGGUUCGUUGCAAGUUUCGAAGGGUAGUGAUCAAGAAAGUGGGGAAGGAGGAGCCGACAAGAUCUAGACUUCUGAUCCUUCGCCGCGUAUUGAAACGGACCCUUCCUCCGGAAUAUCGCCAUGACCUUGAGCAGCUACUUCUUCUCUUUGCAGUGGUGGAUUUCUCGGCUGUGAGGUUGCGUGCGAAGCAACUGCAUGCAUAUGAUGUUCUUGAACCAGCGGCGUUGGUUCAGAGUAAUCAAAGAAUGAUCCCAUCUCUCGAGUAA